Molecule: messenger RNA, 4092 nt
Organism: Austrofundulus limnaeus
Lineage: Eukaryota; Metazoa; Chordata; Actinopteri; Cyprinodontiformes; Rivulidae
Product: Carbohydrate sulfotransferase 1-like
Exons: 3
Coding region: 71-1459 (462 amino acids)
Biological process (GO): sulfur compound metabolic process; N-acetylglucosamine metabolic process
Cellular component (GO): membrane
Molecular function (GO): N-acetylglucosamine 6-O-sulfotransferase activity
Source: RefSeq, a predicted model, not a curated record
UCUCCCAGCCUCUCCAUCCGUGGCGCGUCUCCACUUUGGCUCUGGACACCGGUGGAAGCGCUCCUCACACAUGCGCGCUCGCUCGCGCGCACACACGCUUUGUGCAAAUGCAGCCAUCAAGACUGGACUGACCGGAGAAAACAUCACAUCUAAAAAGGCGGGGAUGCGUGAAGGAUGUAGAGCCAGAGGUGGGGGCAGGAUGGAGUGCUCCUGGAAGACGGUUCUGCUGCUGGUGUGUGCGUCUCUGGGGGUCCAGUACACGGCCAUCCGAACACUGAGGGACUCGCUGUCCGGACCCUGCCRGGGGGCCUACAGGUGCCGGAGCAGACACCACGGAGAUUCCAGAUGGACGACUUUGUGUGACGACAGCUGGAUGUCCAUGGAGUUUCCUCAGAGGCACAUCCUGCUGUUCGCCACGACGCGCAGCGGCUCCUCCUUCACCGGGCAGCUCCUCAACCAGCAUCCCGGGAUCUUCUACGUGUUCGAGCCCCUCUACCAUGUCCAGCAGGCCUUCACCAACUCCAGCAGCAGGCUGCGGCGCACCUUGGACCGCCGGGCCCUGCUGGGAGCGUACAGGGACCUCCUCCUGAACCUCUACACCUGCGAGCUGCGCUUCAUGGAGAACUACAUCCGCCCAGAGCCUCAGGACCACGUCACGAGCGCUCUGUUCAGGCGCAGCUCCAGCCACGCCCUCUGCUCCCCGCCCGUGUGUSCAGACGGGGCGGACGCCGUCGAGCCGCCCGACGAAAGCUGGUGUCYGAAAAAGUGCGGGGCUUUGAAUCUCACUUUGGCCUCCGUGUCGUGUCUGUCCAGAGGACACGUAGCCAUAAAGACCGUGCGGAUCCCUGAGGUGGGGGACCUGCGCACUCUGACCGAAGACCCUCGCCUGGACCUGAAGAUCAUCCACCUGGUCAGAGACCCCAGAGCCAUCCUGGCUUCACGCAUAACGGCCUUUUCUGAACAGUUUCGCGCCUGGAAGAUAUGGAACGUGACGGGACGGCAGCCCCGGUACGUGGACCUGUCGCAGAUCACCAGCACCUGCAAGGACAUGGCGGCCUCGGUCGAGACCGSCCUGCAGAGACCGGCGUGGCUGAGGGGGCGCUACCUGCUGGUGCGGUACGAGGACUUGGCCCUCAGCCCGGAGACCCGAGCGACGCAGAUCUACAGGUUCGUCGGGCUGGAGAUGGAGGACAGGGUGAGGGCGUGGAUCGCGAAGAACACCAACAGUAACGUGUCGAACCCGUCCGAGUGGAAUUACAAAUACUCCACCAGCAGAGACUCCAGAGUCACGGCAGAAAGCUGGAGGCUUCGGCUGAGCUUUGACAUCGUGAGAACGAUUCAAAACCUUUGCAACGACACUCUGGCUCUGCUGGGAUACAGGCAGGUUCAGUCUGCCGCUGAACUCAGAAACGUGUCACACAGUUUGGUGGAAAGCAGGACUUUUCUGCCCGUCACGUGAUUUUAGUUUCUGUUUUUUAYGCCUCGAUUUAUGCUGAAGUUUCAGUCUGUCGAGAUGCCGGUAAAAUGAAUGUGUCUUAUAUGAACUUUGACUGAAGUUAAUAAAGAGGAUCAGUGUUAAAAGUGCCAGAACACACAUCAGAAUAAUUUAAGUAACCUCAUUGAAACAACAGCUGCACUUUGACUUAUUUAAUACAAAAAUAAACUGGGUUCUUGUACCAACACUUCUUUUAUUUUAUCCUUAAAUUAUUGUCUGAUACUCCCUUUUCAAAAUCAAAACAUAACUUUUUUAUUUUAUUUAUUAGAAAUUAGGUACGUMUGGAAGGAUCUAAAAAUCAGAGAUGUAGAAACUAAACUCUCAUUUUCUUCUGGGUGUAAAAGUUUCCUGAUUCCUGCUGCUCUAAAAGAGGGUUUCUUGCACAUUCUUGUUUCAUUAAUGCCUUAGAAAAUAAACACUGAGCACAGAAAAGAAGAUAGCCCUAGUUGCUUUUUCAAAAUGUAAGAUGAUGAUUUGGAAACUGCGUUUUUGUGUGGGAUAGGUUUUAUUUAACCUUUAACGCCUUCCAUAUAGGGGAUUAUAACAUUUUGAAAUUAUUCUCUUUAUGUGUUGAUGCAAAAAAAUGUUGAAUUGCUAAAAAAACAUAAAUCUUUAAUGCUGUAUGUCAGAUUAAUGCUGCAUUAAUUUGUACACUGAGUUUUAAGUUUAUAAAACUCAACUGGAACUCCAUCCAAAUUUGGAUUUCUGACUCACAAAGUCAAUUUAUUGUGUCUGACUCGAGUAUGAAAAAGUUGUGAAAGCUGCUGUUAUAAAUCUUUUGUUUACAUUUUUUACUGUACUUUUUCAUUAUUAAACAUGYUGUUGCAAUAUCCGAAUGCAGAUAAUGCAGAGAAACCGCGUGUUAUCGGCCUAYAGUCUGCUUUAUCCCGAAGCACAACUGUUAACAAACCGUACUGGUUUUCUGAGUUGCAACUGGAACUCUGUAAAGUCRGGUCUGACCUCAUUCCCAGAUAUGAAGUUAAAAGGAAGUGCAGCUUCAGGCCCCGUCCACACUACUCUGGAGAUUAUUCAUCUUUGAAAUGUUUGCACCUCCUUUUACACACAAACCGAGCUCUUUGCUUUUCAGUAAAUUAUGCUAACGCUCACGAAACUGUUCUCACAAACACGUAUGAAACUCUUUUUACUGGUUUUUCCUGCUUCUGUCUCUUCAUCCCAGUCCUGUGCUGAAUAACUCAGAAAACUGUGAAGGUGUGAGAGAAUUAUUUUCAGCCAAACUGAGUGUUUCUCUGUUUUGAUAUGUUAAUGUUCUCACUACAUAGUGGUGUGGGUAUUUCAGCAUUUUUUCUUAGGGAUGGAGAAAUAAUUCUAAUAAAAAGGGAAAAUAUUGUAAUAAAUGCUUGAAACAGUUUAUCCAUGUCAAUUAUGGAGACAAACGGUUCAUUUUUUAUCAUUAUUUUAUUUUCAGAUGACAUUCUCAUUCUGGCGUUAUCUGGAGCUGUUUAUAAGGGGUGUUGUGUAAAAAUGCAGAUUUCAUUCUCUUUGGAUUUCCUGUGAAUAUUUCCCACCUUGAAUCUCUGGAAGACGAGCAGCUGAGUCAGGGUGCAAAAACAGCAGCAUUGCGUUUUGCAUUGCUUCAUUUUCUGUCCUGAUGGCUGCUUUGUUGUUUUCUGAUUGAUAAGUUUGAUUAGUUCAGCUACAUGUUUCAACGUUAGCACGAGAAGCCUUCAUUUGUUCUGACGUGUAGGAAAACAAAGUGAUUUCUGCUUUAUCCUGUUGACUGAAAAAAAAAACUUUUACAUUUCCAGUAAGACAGAAAAUCUCCCACUAUCAGCUUCUGUUCUGUGCUGUGGCUCCAGUACACGUUCACACAUUCUUCCAACAUUUCCCAAUUCAAAAAAGUGAGACCAAAAUUUUUUUUAACCAUCUCAAAAAAUGUGACUGAUUUUGCACAAAAACAGCAUUCAUGACAUCGACAAAUAAGAAUUAAUGAAGACAUUUUUAGUUUCUUUACCGUAAAUAUUUCAAACUGACAACACAUCAUGGUGCAAAGCUCUCAGCUCGUGAUUUCAGAGGCCUUUUGAUUUUAUUUUAUUUUAUUUUAUUUUAUUUUAUUUUAUUUUAUUUUAUUUUAUUUUAUUGUUUAAAGCUGCUGUUUGGGUUGGUGCUGAUUAGAAGUUCUGGUUUUGUUGCGCCAACCUGGAAACCUUCCUGGAGUUCGGGACCUCUCGCAGGUCUCACAACAGAGUGAGCUCCAGUGAGUUGUUGAUUUUUCUUUCUUUUAUUAUUAUUAAAAUUGUUUAGCUUUUAUAUGGUUAUUUGCAGAAGGACAGAAAUACGUUUGAUGAUAAUAAAGCAAAUAAGAAUUCUUGCAAAGACGAAUGAUUAAUUUAAGCCAAAUUAUUGGAUUUAAUGCUGAACUGUUUCCAGUGAAACUCCUAAAAUGGCACAUGGUGAAACGUUCGACACUGCUCAACAACUCCAAGAUGUUAUUUAUUUAUUUAUUUAUUUAUUUAUUUAAAUAAAACUUGGGUCCUUAUUGUAAAAAAAAAGUGUUGCAGCUUCAAUGUUACAUGGUGGACAUGUUUAAUCAUCUUUUUAAAGACCUUUUAAAAUAAACUAUCUACAUGUGAAAAUGA